AUGGAAGAAUACAUUGAACAAGAAAAUAUAACAAAAUUUAAUCCACAUACUAGAUUAAGAAGUGAACUGUUAUCGUUAAUCUAUGAUAAUGUGACGAAGUCGUACGAUUUACUUUAUCCAAGUCAUGAUGAUUAUAUAAGGAUGGCAAAACUGAUAGUAAACAAACUUCGCAUUCCUCCAACAUUAGCUAAAAAUUCAAUUAAAGACUGGCACGAAUCAUUAAAACAAAAAUUCAAACGUGAACGUAAACCUUUACAAAUGAAUAAUGAUCUAGUUAAAAGUAAACAAGAUAAAUAUGGCAAUGGUAAAACAAAUGGAAGACCGAAAAAAAAAAGUUUAAUUCUACAAGCUGAACGUCGUACUUUUGAUUUACCAUUGAUUAAUUUAGCUGAUCGACAAAAUGAACAUUUAUUAGCUAUAGUCAAUCAAAUGAAUACAGAACUACUUAAAGAUGAUCCUAAUAAUGAUUUACUUCGUGAUCUUUGGAUACAAUCUUUCAACAUACGACGUCUAUGUAUUCGUGAAUUGGAUAUAGUCGAAAUACUGGAACGUUUUCCCGGUUAUCGUCGUUCAGAAAUGAUUUUGGCUGAAGUAAAAGAAUCUACUGGUAUUGAUAUUGAAGAAAAUGUUAAUGUUUUAUUGCCAAAGUUUUUCGAUCAUAUACCUGAUAAUAAUUGUUUUUUGGCAGAUGUUUUACCUAUUCGAAUUAUUCGUAUUCUAUGUAAACUUUUUGGUGAUACAGUUGUAAAUAUUUUUACAUAUGAGGAAGUACUUAUACCUGGUCCAUGUAUGAAAAUUCUUGAUGAUAAAUUCGAGCUUUAUCUCGAUUUUCACCUCAUAACACAUACUAGUUCCUGUUCUCAAGCACUGGCACUUUUAAUGUCGUUGUAUUAUGUAUUCGAAAUAAAAUUUGGUCAUCAUAACCGCUGUUCUCGUCUUCUUUAUGGUAUUCUCUUCGAGGAUACACAUUAUCUUAAUAAAGCACUCAAGAAUUUGCUUAAUAGUUGGAAAUACAAGAUUGUAAAUCGAUCUUUUGUACGACGACAAGUAGUAGUUACAAAUUUGGUGGAAAGUUUAACUCAACCUUCAACCACUAAUGAACAUGUCUCUUCACCAUCUGAUAUUUCUAAUGAAAGUGCACAUGUACCAAAUGAACAAUCUCAAUCUGAUCGAUAUACUUCAUCUCAAUUAAAUGUCACAAUAUCAAGAAAUAUUGAUGAAGAAAAUAUUAGUGAAGUUGGUGAAGAUGAUUUCACUCAACCAUCAGCUACAGUUGAAGAUCAUAUUUAUCAAUCUUCAACUACUACUCGACAAGCUCUUGCUCCUCUAACAAAUUCAUCAAUAAUAAUUCAGAAUAAAUCAGCUCCAGUAUCUCAUGCUGAAGAUUCUUUCUUAAAUUUAAACUCAAAAGAACUUCAUCAGAUUCAUGCAUCUCAAACAUUUUCAUCGACACAAGAAUUAGAAAAUGAAAUUGAUCCUGCUGCAAAUCCAGAUAAAUCUUCUUCAGCUGUUAGUAGAAAACGCAAAGCAAAAACUCCACGUUCAUCUUCAUCUAUCUCAACACCGAAAACGUCUGCACGACUUGAAGCU
This is a messenger RNA of Adineta steineri, 1590 nucleotides long. The record is from the annotation of a GenBank genome assembly. NCBI's taxonomy places the organism in Eukaryota, Metazoa, Rotifera, Eurotatoria, Adinetida, Adinetidae.